AACCGCCGGUACAUCUGCUGAGCUAUCUGCACAUCCUCCAACGAAAUCCAGCAAAGCCAGGCUCUGAGCCCUCCCACCUCCAAAACCACUGGGAUCCUGGUUUCAUCCGAUUGGUCAGGGAUGCUGCAACAGGGGGGCGAGAACAAUGGCAUCAUUCCGGCAUAAAAAGAGUGGAGUUAUGCCUUGGAGACGAAAACAUUUCAGCAACAGAAGGAUCGAUAGAGAAGGGGGAUAAAAGUCCCGCGCGGUUCUUGUGUUGCCAUAUUUGAAACAAUCCUGGAUACUCCAGACUUCGCGCUCCUCCCCGAAGUGCCUUUCUGCUGUUCCUCGCCAAGAUGCCCAAAGGAUUCCUGGUGAAAAGAAACAAGAAAUCCGCACACGUGUCCUACAGGACUCGGUCUGAUGACGAUGAUCUACAGGAGACCCCCGCACCGGCCGCCGUGCCGCGUCAGGCGGACCCCUCCCCGCCGUUGUCCGUGGCCUCCAGCCCGGAGCGCGCUGCAGCCUCCCCGGAUUUCACAGCGGCGGUGGCGGCGGGAGACGCGCUGGUGCCAAAGCUGGAGAAGCCGCCGGCGCAGUUCGGGAACCCAGAGUCGGUGUGCCAAGCCCUGUACAGCCCCACCCGACCCAUCAGCACGGAGCACGACAGGGGAUAUUUCGAGCGAAGUUUCAAUCUGGGCUCGCCCGUUUCUGCCGAGUCCUUCCCCACAUCUGCAUCCCUGUCCAGGCUGGACCACCUCCUGUACGCUCCGGUCGAAAUGAAGAUCGGCACCAGAACAGCAGCCGCAGCGGCAUCACCUCCGCCUCCACCAGCAUCACCUCCGCCUCCAGCAGCAGCCUCCCGACCGCAGAACCGGGUCGGCACCAAAAGACCCGCAUCGGACGGCGUGGAGCGCAAACCCAAACCCGCCUCCAAAAAACCAAAAGCCAUCCGAAAACUCAACUUUGAAGACGAGGUGACGACUUCUCCCGUGCUCGGCCUUAAAAUCAAAGAGGGGCCGGUGGAGAUGAAGCCGAGGGCGCAGAGCUCCGCCGGAAACAAGCCGCUGGGGGAGUUUGUGUGCCAACUGUGUAAGGAGGCGUACGCAGACCCGUUCUCCCUGGCACAGCACAAGUGCUCCCGCAUCGUCCGGGUCGAGUACCGGUGUCCUGAGUGCGAUAAGAUGUUCAGUUGCCCUGCAAACCUGGCCUCGCACCGCCGCUGGCACAAACCCAGAGCCAGCGGCGCGUCGGCGGUGCCACCUGCGCAGGCCAAAAUGCCACCUCUGGGUGUUAAAUCAGUGCCAGAGGAAGCCAAAGAUACGAGUGACAGGGACACUCCGAGUCCAGGUCUAUCCGAGUCCGGUUCUGAAGACGGCUCGUAUGACUGCCAGUUAUGCGGGAAGAGGUUUAAGCGCCAAGCGUACCUCAGAAAACACAUCAUGGGGCACCAGGCCCUGCAACACAAAGUGCUGGAAGAGCAGCAGCAGCAGCACCGGUUUCAAAUCAGCGACCGCGCAGCAGAGCCGGCUCCGGUGUCGUCAUCAUCAUCACCCUCCUCCUCCUCAGAGGACGCGUCAAACCAAAGCCCCCUGAACCUGAGCCCUGCGGAGCGCCUGCUGUGCCCGGUGUGCGGGGAGAGUUGCAUCAGCAGGGCCGGCCAGGAGAGACACCUGCGCCUGGCGCACUCCUCCCAGGUUUACCCCUGCAAAUACUGCCCCGCCACCAUGUACAGCUCGCCGGGACUCACCAGGCACAUAAACAAGUGCCACCCGUCUGAGAACCGGCAGGUGAUCCUGCUGCAGAUGCCCGUGCGCCCCGCGUGCUGAACGCACGGACCGGACCGGUGCCUUUAGAUGGAAG
Thalassophryne amazonica is the source of this 1842-nucleotide messenger RNA. RefSeq names its product insulinoma-associated 1b (gene insm1b). The record is from RefSeq and is a predicted model, not a curated record. NCBI's taxonomy places the organism in Eukaryota, Metazoa, Chordata, Actinopteri, Batrachoidiformes, Batrachoididae. Gene Ontology annotation, cellular component: nucleus; transcription repressor complex. Gene Ontology annotation, molecular function: RNA polymerase II cis-regulatory region sequence-specific DNA binding; DNA-binding transcription repressor activity, RNA polymerase II-specific. Gene Ontology annotation, biological process: regulation of cell cycle process; neuron differentiation; negative regulation of transcription by RNA polymerase II.